Messenger RNA from Fonsecaea erecta, 534 nucleotides. RefSeq lists its product as hypothetical. The record is from RefSeq and is a predicted model, not a curated record. Gene Ontology annotation, molecular function: lysozyme activity. Lineage: Eukaryota; Fungi; Ascomycota; Eurotiomycetes; Chaetothyriales; Herpotrichiellaceae. Gene Ontology annotation, biological process: cell wall macromolecule catabolic process; peptidoglycan catabolic process. The transcript has 2 exons. The coding region runs from base 1 to 534 and encodes 177 amino acids.
AUGGGCAAUACGCCGCCGACGCGAAUGUCCCAGGAAGGCAUAGAGUUCCUGAAGUACCAGGAAGGAUUCAAGAGCGAGUUUAGCCAGGACGGCAGAAGCGCAGCAAGUGGACAGUCGAUUGGCUUCGGUAUCAACAGCAAUGCAAAUUCUAUAAUCUGCGCCCAAAUUAAAGAAGAAUUCCAAAGGACAGGCAAACCCCUCAGCAAAGAGCAGGGGGAGGUUUAUCUGAAGCAAGUCCUACCGCAAUACGAGAAAGCUGUUAGCAGCCUUGAAAACUCGGACAAGCUGAGCCAGAAUGGGUUCGACGCGCUCGUGAGCCUCGCCUACCAUAAAGGAGGGACAGGAAUGAGGAAAACGGUCGGAGAAUACAUGAAGACACAGGAUAUGAAGGGCGUCUACAAAGCAGUCAAAAAUGACCAGACAACAAGCAAAGCCGGGGAGACAUAUUCCAAAAGGAGACUGGAUGAAGCCGAGCUAUUCAGAUCAAGCAACGGUUACAACUCCACCAUCAAGGAAGGGAGAAAGACCGGAUGA